This is a messenger RNA of Pseudopodoces humilis (Tibetan ground-tit), 709 nucleotides long. RefSeq lists its product as uncharacterized. NCBI's taxonomy places the organism in Eukaryota, Metazoa, Chordata, Aves, Passeriformes, Paridae. Gene Ontology annotation, molecular function: structural constituent of cytoskeleton. Gene Ontology annotation, cellular component: intermediate filament. The record is from RefSeq and is a predicted model, not a curated record.
UUCACCUCCCUGAGAAAGCCUGUGCUGACCUCCAAUCCCUGCAAGAUGUCCUGCUACGACCUGUACCCCUCCUCUGCCUGCGGCGUCCUCCGGCCCCAGCCCCUGGCUGACACCGGGAACGAGCCGUGUGUGCGCCAGUGCCCCGACUCCACCGCCGUGAUCCAGCCUCCCGCCGUGGUGGUCACCUUCCCCGGGCCCAUCCUCAGCUCCUUCCCGCAGGAUUCCGUGGUGGGAUCUGCUGGAGCGCCAUUCCUUGGAGCCUCUGGGGCCUCCCUGGGCUAUGGGGGCUACGGGUCCCUGGGCUAUGGGGGCUAUGGAUAUGGGGGCUAUGGGGGUUAUGGAUCCCUGGGAUAUGGGAGUUAUGGAUCUGGUGGAUAUGGGGGUCUCUGUGGAUACGGGGGCUACGGAUCCCUGGGCUAUGGGGGUCUGUGGGGCUAUGGGGGGUACCGGGGUCUGUAUGGCUCUGGCAGAGCCUUUGGCUCCGGGCGCUACAGCCGCAGCUUCUGGGGGUCCUGCUAAACCCUAGGGAAAACCCUCCGGAUGAUGCAGAAAGGCAAAGCAAAAUGCAGAUUUUUCCUCCCUUUAAAUAAUUUCCUGAUUACCUCUGUGGGUUUUAAUUCCUCGUUAUCUUCUUCUUUAUCACCCCCGUGGCUGAAUGCAGUGACGGACUGAGGUGUCUUUCAAGCUCUGCCUGCAUUUACAGCCCUGA